AUGUCCAGCCAUCAUCUUCCGGAGGAGAUCUUACUGGAUAUAUGCUUGAGAUUACCAGUGAAAUCCAUCGCAAGGUUCAGUAACAGUGAUGGUAAGAGCUCAGUGCACUCCAUGGCCAGUAGAAGUGAUUCUUCGUUAUCAUUAUCUGAUUAUGAAACCCUUGAAAUUGAUUAUCCAUUCAAGUCUCAGAAGCCAUUAGUUGAAAUUAUCGGUUCAUGUAAUGGCUUAGUCUGCUUAGAACUUAAUAGGCGUGAUUGGAGCCCUAAAUCAAGUCCUGAAUCGAGGCUUGGGGGUGAAAAGGCAUACUCGUAUGGAUUUGGUUAUGAUUCCAAAAAUGGGGAUUAUAAGUUGGUCAGGUAUGAACUCAGCGAACAUGUAAUGUUCCUUUCAAAAUGUAUCAUGUAUACGUUAGGAACAAAUACAUGGAAAAAAAUACCAGCUGUACGUUAUGAUGUAAAACCUGGGGUGCAUCUUGAUGGAAUUCUGUAUUUUACUGCACUUCGCACCCGCAAUCAUGGGGAUGGGUGGAUAGUAUGUCCUUUUAUAUUAUCUUUCAAUGUCUGUGAUGAGAGUGUCCGUGAAAUAGAACUACCUGAUGGUUUAGUUGGCAAAGUCGGACUUAGUUUGAGUGUUUUUGGUGAGAACCUUUGCCUGAUCUGUGUCAUAAAUGGUGUUCAUACUGAGUUAUGGUUGAUGAAAGAUUUUGGAGAGAAUAAAGGAAAUUGGACUAAAAUUGUCACCAUUGAUAAAUGUCUAAAGGGCGUUAAUUAUUUAAUGCCUUUACAUUUUUUCAAGACGGGUGAAAUCCUUUUUGAGCUACUGGGAGAGGAAGUUGAGGAGGAACCUUUGCCUAAUGGUGUACUUUUAUAUGAUCCGAAGCAUAAAAGGAAUGCAGCCCUACAAAUGUGUGGUACUCAUGAGUUAUUUGGCAUGCAGAGUUCUGUUCCAAGCUUGGUUUCUCUUAAGUCGGGUACUUUUGUGGGGGCAGGGAACUCAAGGAAUUGUAAAGCAAGAAGGAAGGCAGGGAACUCAAGGAUUUAUAAAGCAAGAAGGAAGGCUUGA
Papaver somniferum (opium poppy) is the source of this 1062-nucleotide messenger RNA. Its product is annotated as F-box/kelch-repeat protein At3g06240-like. The transcript is spliced from 3 exons. Bases 1 to 1062 code for a protein of 353 amino acids. The record is from RefSeq and is a predicted model, not a curated record. NCBI's taxonomy places the organism in Eukaryota, Viridiplantae, Streptophyta, Magnoliopsida, Ranunculales, Papaveraceae.